Molecule: messenger RNA, 2158 nt
Organism: Nicotiana attenuata
Lineage: Eukaryota; Viridiplantae; Streptophyta; Magnoliopsida; Solanales; Solanaceae
Product: pentatricopeptide repeat-containing protein At3g02650, mitochondrial
Exons: 2
Coding region: 80-1885 (601 amino acids)
Molecular function (GO): protein binding
Source: RefSeq, a predicted model, not a curated record
UAUUUUUGCAAUUCAAACCGAGGACUUGAGUAUAGGGUUUUACAGAGGGACAAUCACACUCCUCCGAUAGAGAGCAAAAAUGUGGAGACCUGCAGUUCUGGCAAGGAAAGCAUUUUCCAGAAAAUUUAUAGCAAAUCAAAGCUUCAAUGGCUUCCAAAAUCACACCUUUGUUCUUCCUCAGGUACUCGACAAACAAGCUAUAGCUCCACUAAAUUCAGCUGAAUCUCCAUUUCGUUAUUAUUCUCAUUGGGUCUCUACCAAAUCUUGUUCACACGAAAUAAAACGGCUUUUUUCAUCAAACCCAUCUUCAGAUUCCGAAUCUGUAGGUUCUGAACCUAUUAAAAAUGAUAAAGAUACUGCCUUUAUAGACAAUAUUGAAGCUGUUUCAUCUGAGUCCAAUGAAGGGUCCACUGUGUUUGAUGAAAUUAAGGAUAAUAUAGCAGCUGAAAAUAUUUCUGAUUUUGGAGAAAAUGAAGUUGUAGAAGAAGAAUUAGACUUGGAAAAAUUGGAGAGUGUGUUGUCUUUGUUACAAAGUAGUGGUAAUCUUGAUAGAUCUAUUGAGUCUAGUCUUGAGGAAAUUGAGUUGUCUUUGAAUGAGGAGUUUGUUGUUAGAGUGCUUGAAACACCUUAUGUUCCUGGUGAGAAUUUGAUAUCUUUUUUCAAAUGGGGUUUGAAGAAACCCGAGUUUUCGGUAACGAAAAAGGUAGUUGAAUUGUUGGUUACUGCAGUCUGUAUUGAAGGUAGGAAUGUUUAUGCUUUGUGGGAUUUGGUGAAGGAGGUCGGAGAAAAGGAGAAAGGGAUCUUGAGUGCUGAGAUUCUUAAUGAAUUGAUUGCUUUAUUGUCAAGAUUGGGUAAAGGAAAGGCUGCAUUUGAGAUCUUUAAUAAGUUUGGGGAAUUGGAUUGUGUUCCAAAUGCUCAUACGUACUAUUUUACCAUUGAAGCACUUUGUAGGCGUUCCAUAUAUGAUUGGGCUUCUACUGUUUGUGAGAAGAUGCUAAAUGCUGAUAUGUUGCCGGGUGCUGAGAAAGUAGGAAAAAUUGUUUCUUUUUUGUGUAAAGGAAAUAAGUCUAAGGAUGCACAUCUGGUUUACUUGUUGGCGAAGGAGAAGAAUAUUAAUCUGCCUGUUUCUUCUAUUAAGCUGUUGAUCAGCUCGCUUUGUCGCAAAGAUGAAAGCGUUAGAUUUGCAUUAGAGAUGUUGGAGGAUUUCCCUAAAGAGGAGCGUAAGCGUGCCAUUAAGUCAUUCUCAUAUGUCAUUCAAGGGUUGUGCAGGGCAAAAGAUGUAACAGGGGAAAAGCAAUUGCGCUCUUAUUGCAGCGAAGACAUCGAAGACGCCAAAAACUUGCUCCUGAAAAUGAUAGAUGCAGAUCCGCCACCUGGCAACGCAGUCUUCAAUACAGUUAUCAGCGCGCUCUCCAAGAGUGGAGAAAUGGGAGAAGCUAAGAAACUGAUGAAUGUGAUGGAGGGUAGAGGUUUGAAACCCGAUGUGUACACUUACAGUGUCAUUAUGAGCGGUUAUACAAAGGGUGGUGAGAUGGAUGAAGCUCGUAAAGUUUUGGAUGCAGCCAAAAAGAAGCACGCCAAGUUAAGUCCUGUCACUUAUCACACAGUUAUUCGGGGUUAUUGCAAGCUUGAACAGUAUGAGAAGGCUGUGGAACUAUUGGGAGAGAUGAAGGAGUACGGAGUUCAGCCUAAUGCUGAUGAAUAUAACAAACUUAUUCAAUCUCUUUGCCUUAAGGCUUUAGAUUGGACAACAGCGGAGAAGCUGCUGGAGGAGAUGAAGGAGAACGGGUUGCAUCUAAAUGCAAUCACAAAGGGUCUCGUAAGAGCAGUUAAGGAGUUAGAACAUGAAGAAGUAGGAACAAAUGAAGUACUUUCUGCAGCGUAGUAGGAGUGCCAUGAUGCUAUUGAGUAACCCAAAUGUGGGUUUACUUAGUUGGAGGAAUCUGCUGACUGAACUUCUUUGGAUCACGCGUGGAAAUCAAAUUACGUAGAUAGCUUCGAAGCUGCAUUUUCAUCUUGUUGUAGGUUACAGCUGGAUGUUUUUAAUAGCUUCCUUCCAAAAGAAGUAUUUUAUAUUCUUUGCACUGGAGAACUUGUAUGCGCAUAUUGUAUUGGUUCCCUAUAGUGUAGUAGUAUACCUAUAUGUUUCCAGUAGGAA